AUGGCGGCGGGCGGCUGGCUCGCGCUGCGCCUGGCUGCCCUGGCCGCCUGGGCUCUCUCGGCCGCCAGUCACGUCGAGGAUCAAGCAGAACAAUUCUUUAGAAGCGGCCAUACAAACAACUGGGCUGUUUUGGUGUGUACAUCCCGAUUCUGGUUUAAUUACCGACAUGUGGCAAACACUCUUUCUGUUUAUAGAAGCGUCAAGAGGCUAGGUAUUCCUGACAGUCACAUUGUCCUGAUGCUUGCGGAUGAUAUGGCCUGCAACGCCCGAAACCCCAAGCCAGCCACGGUGUUCAGCCACAAGAACAUGGAGCUCAACGUGUAUGGAGAUGACGUGGAAGUGGACUAUAGAAGCUACGAGGUAACCGUGGAGAACUUUUUGCGGGUAUUGACUGGGAGGGUGCCACCUAGUACUCCUCGCUCAAAGCGUCUUCUUUCCGAUGACAGAAGCAAUAUUCUCAUUUAUAUGACAGGUCAUGGGGGAAAUGGCUUCUUGAAAUUCCAAGAUUCUGAAGAAAUCACCAACAUAGAGCUUGCGGAUGCUUUUGAACAGAUGUGGCAGAAAAGACGCUACAAUGAGCUGUUGUUUAUCAUCGAUACUUGCCAAGGCGCAUCCAUGUAUGAGCGGUUUUACUCUCCUAACAUCAUGGCCUUGGCUAGUAGCCAAGUAGGAGAGGACUCGCUGUCGCAUCAACCAGACCCGGCAAUUGGAGUUCAUCUCAUGGAUAGGUACACGUUUUAUGUCUUGGAGUUUUUGGAAGAGAUUAAUCCAGCUAGCCAAACUAACAUGAAUGACCUUUUUCAAGUUUGUCCCAAAAGUCUCUGUGUGUCUACUCCCGGACAUCGCACUGACCUUUUUCAGCGAGAUCCUAAACAUGUCCUGAUAACGGAUUUCUUUGGAAGUGUGCGGAAAGUGGAAAUCACAACAGAGACGAUAAGCCUGCAGCCGGGUUCUCCAGUGGUGGAGAGCAGCUUUGAGGAAGACAGGACGAUGGAGGAACCCUCAGAUCCUCUCAAGUAUGUGGAGCAGCUCCCGGUGGCUCAGAUAAUACACCAGAAACCGAAGCCAAAGGAUUGGCACCCUCCUGGCGGCUUCAUCCUGGGAUUGUGGGCGCUCAUCGUCAUGAUCUUCUUCAAGACCUACGGAAUCAAGCAUAUGAAGUUCAUCUUUUAGACAUCGAGAUGUAGGAAGAAGAGUAAAUGGAGGAUUGCAGCCUUGGAUAAAAGCAUAGUUUUUUUGUUGUUUUGUUUUGGUUUGUUUUACAUAUUUUUAAAUGUGUUGCUUUUGUGUAAAUUUGGGAAGAAAUUAGGAAAAAUGAAUUUUAAUGAGCUUUUGACUUUAUCAUUUAAAAUAUUGUUAAUGCACUUGUUUAUUUUAUUGGCCACUGAAUGUGUGAGUGCAUGUGUCUUACAGAAACUGUGGGACAAUGACAUUGGGACACAUUGAUUGAUUCUUUUUAUCCUCUUUUCAUUGUAAAAGUGAGAAUUGUGAAGGGUUAAUUACCACUAAAGAGUUAACUUGUGUU
Molecule: messenger RNA, 1525 nt
Organism: Phodopus roborovskii (desert hamster)
Lineage: Eukaryota; Metazoa; Chordata; Mammalia; Rodentia; Cricetidae
Gene: Pigk
Product: phosphatidylinositol glycan anchor biosynthesis class K
Exons: 11
Coding region: 1-1173 (390 amino acids)
Biological process (GO): protein localization to cell surface; proteolysis; attachment of GPI anchor to protein
Cellular component (GO): GPI-anchor transamidase complex
Molecular function (GO): GPI-anchor transamidase activity
Source: RefSeq, a predicted model, not a curated record